This is a messenger RNA of Mesorhabditis spiculigera, 363 nucleotides long. Lineage: Eukaryota; Metazoa; Nematoda; Chromadorea; Rhabditida; Rhabditidae. The record is from the annotation of a GenBank genome assembly.
AUGAAUUACUUCAUUAUCGUCCCGGCUACCUUAGAUGGAAAUUUGCUAAAUGGCGGAUGCGAUGGUGUUCUUUUCGCAAAAUUCAACUCGACGUGCCGCCAAACGACGAAAGGCUCAGGUACGAAGCUGCUGAAGAGCUCUGCUGCCGGAGCCCAUCUGAUCGGCUAUGUUAGCCCGACGAUGGGUUAUUGCGAGAGCAUCUUACGGAUCAACUGGUACCAAGAGGCGGCCGGCGGGAACUUUUACGAGCAGGGAGACACGGUUCGAUACAAUAGACUAAAGCAGUACGGAUUCCUGUACGCCUGGGAGAUGCCCGCCGCCGAUGCCAAGAAACCGGCGCCUGAUCCGUUGUGUCCUAAAGUU